AUGCGGUGCUGGGCGCCGACAUGGCUCUCGACUGUGGUAUCGUUGAUAUCUCCAUGGUCAGGAGUCCUAGCAUAUAUCCCGCUGUCCGAUGAUACCCUUCAACAUGGUCUUCCUCGACCAGAUACUAGCGAUUUCGAUAUACGGACCGGCAACCUUCUAGCGCCCAUACUGAUCCCUCGAGUCCCCGGCACAGAAGGCUCCAGAAAAGUCCUCCAGCACUUCGUUGACUUCUUCCACACUCUGCCGGAGUGGUCCUUGUCUUUCCAGAAUUCGACCUCAAAGACACCCACCCACGGAGAUAGCGAGGUGCCGUUUGUGAAUCUCAUUGCCACUCGAGAUCCUCCGUGGUCGCAGUCAGGCAAUGUCGGGCGCUUGACCCUGGUAGCGCACUACGACUCAAAGUACCAGCCAGAUGGAUUCAUUGGUGCAACAGAUUCCGCGGCACCAUGUGCGAUGAUCAUGCACGCCAUCAGAUCUAUAGAUGCUGCUCUGACGAAGAAGUGGGCCACGAUGCAAGAGCAAGGGUUCACUGAUCCUGACUUCGAGGAACAAAAGGGGAUACAGGUGCUGUUUCUCGACGGCGAGGAGGCCUUUUUCAGCUGGACAGCGACCGACAGUAUAUAUGGAGCGAGAUCGCUUGCCGAAGAAUGGGAGCACACCAUGCACCCAGCCACGAGUAUCUACAAGAACUACCUUGAUUCUAUCGAGUUGUUUGUUCUCCUCGAUCUUCUCGGCUCCCCAGAAGACCUGCCGAUCCCUUCCUGGCAGCACACGUCUCAUUGGUCCUAUGUGAAAAUGGCCGAAGCCGAGCAACGACUUCGCAAAGUGGGCAUGUUCAGAAGCAACCCAUCACACACUUGGCUGCCGGAGAAGAAUAAAAGGGAGACUGAUAGAUUCAACAGCUAUGUCAUGCAAGACGACCAUAUCCCUUUCAUUGCCCGGGGAGUCCAAGUUUUGCAUCUCAUUCCUGGACGGUUUCCUUCCGUCUGGCAUACCAUGAACGAUGACGGCGAGCAUCUAGAUAUUCCCACUGUUGAAGACUGGGCUCUCCUUACUACUGUGUUUGCGGCAGAAUAUAUGGAGCUGGAGGGCUUCUUCGAGGGCUCGGCAACCAAACGUGUCAAAAGACAUGACGGUCAUACAAGUAAGGAUGAACUAUAG
Messenger RNA from Fonsecaea multimorphosa CBS 102226, 1161 nucleotides. RefSeq lists its product as uncharacterized. The transcript has a single exon. NCBI's taxonomy places the organism in Eukaryota, Fungi, Ascomycota, Eurotiomycetes, Chaetothyriales, Herpotrichiellaceae. Gene Ontology annotation, molecular function: glutaminyl-peptide cyclotransferase activity; zinc ion binding. The record is from RefSeq and is a predicted model, not a curated record. Bases 1 to 1161 code for a protein of 386 amino acids.